AUGCUCUCCACGAUAGAGGAGCACUACCCGAUUGGGUCCAAGCCGAGUCUACAUUAUAUUCCCUACCUAAUAUUCAUUUCGUAUAUUGUGAGCUUGAUCGGAGCGUUCACGACGGUUGAGCUUCUUCAUCGACGAGUCUCUGGAUCAGGAUGGCGCGGCUGGCUACAGCUAGGUGCUUGUUCAGUAUCCUUCGGACUGGUGGCAAUCUGGUGCAUGCACUUUGUGGGUAAUCGUGCAAUAAUUCUCGGAGGAGGUGAGAGCGAGAUCCAGCUCUACUACAACGCGACAUACACAACCGUCUCGGCGAUUCUACCGAUCGUUGUGAUUUUCCUGGGCCUUUUAGCUGCUGAUCGAUUCCACAAGAACAACAGGAACGCGACAACACGCUAUGUAUCGUUACUGAUAUGCGGCAUCAUGUGCGGAGCCGCUGUGACAGAGAUGCAUUACCUGGGCAACCAAGGAACAACCAACUAUCGACUGAAGCCUCUUCCAGAAUACAUUGUUGGAGCUGCUGCUAUAGCAAUUGGUGCUUGUCUGAUCGCUUUCGGCUUGUUCUUCCACUGGAGCGGACAUUGGAUGAACAACAUCUGGCGCCGAAUCAUUGUUGCUUGCUUCUUGGCCGUCGCGGUCUGCGGCAUGCAUUGGACGGCUGCAGCAGGCACACAUUAUGAGCUUCGUGGAUAUCACCAGGGAUCUGGGAGUGCGCGCAACACAAACGUUAUCAUUGCCGUGUGCUUAUGUUUGGCUGCUUGUGGACUAUGCUUCGCAAUGGGCUUCAUCAAACAGCGACAAGAGAAGAAACAGCGUGAUCGCGCCAAACAGGUUGUGCUUGCGGUCGCCACCUUCGACACCGAAGGCAGACUUCUUGUUACGCCUGGAGGUUUAUUGCCUUGCCAGACCAUCACCAGGCAAUUUCACCAGAGGACGUUCGACGAAGAGUUCAACACACGACACCCUGUCUUCCAGUGGCUUUUCCGGGUGUCUCGACACUGGGGAGGUAUCGUAGACCUCAUCCCUGCGAUGCGCGACCACCUUCAACACACCGGGUACUUGCAGGUCAGCACCCCUUUAGGCAACCAUAGCCGAGACUCUAUGGGGACUGAAGAAGGUGACUCUACCUACUCUGCCGUCUUCCGCCAAAUGUUUUGCGUCACAGCCCAGGAUAUUGCAAGGAGCAUGGAGACGAGACUACAAGACCUUGGUCAACUCUACGAGGAUGUCCUCACCACGGGUACUUUGCUCUCAAGAACCAUUUUCAAGGAUAGUCAAGGGCGGCCCAUCAUUGCGAGCGACGUCGUUGCGCCGCAGAAAGAUGUAGAAGCUGGUCUGAACCCCGUCUUGUUCGGCCGAGGACAGCUUCUUGUCCUGACACGCAAGGUCGACAAAGAAGAAGCGGACCGACUUCAGAACAUCGGUUAUCGUUUCGCCAGCACCAAUCAGAUCGGGGACCACCUCGCUCGAAGCAUGCAGAUAUCGCGCCAGGAUCUCAACGGACUCAUUGUUCGCUUACAGACUUACUGCGAGAAACGGUUGACCAUUCCCAAAUCUGGGACCUACCUUGCCUCGUUCCUGCUGCAGCCAUCUCCUGUAAUGAAAGGGAUCGAUGUCAUUGUGUCGAAGACAUCUCCCGACCGACUUCCCAUGGUGAAGUUCAUGCCGAAUGACCCGACCCCGAGGCAACUAAGACUGUUGUCUACUUUCAACGGUCUUACUCUAGACGAAUGUCUAGCUCGCAUCAAUUCUCGCUCCGGAUCAGUCAGCGAAGAUGAGAUCUUCAUGGAAAAGUUCCGUAAUCACAUUCAAGAGCUGGUCGCGCAAGUACCCGAGCCGGCCCUUCGCCAUGCUACCUUCUCAUCUCACCAACUCGACAUUGCGCAUGGCGUCCGAGGACAAAAUGAGGCAUUAACAGCCACACUAUUUGCAUUUUGCGGAAUUAAAGAAGUGUAUAGCCAAUCUCUCCAGAGCGAGAAGCUGCAAUACAUCCCGCUUUCGUUCUUCAAGACGAAUCUGAGAAGUUAUCCUGGCUGUCCAGACCAUGCUAUACUGGCGCAACAGAACCACAAGGAGUUUGGCUCACUCUUUGCCGUUGCGGGCGAGCCAGCGAUGCCAGCAUCAAACAGCGGCGCAAAGUGGACCAGUUUCUUCCAUAGCAAAGGCAGGGCCAUGUCCGAGGUCACAGUUCCCACUGACAAUAGCUCGGAGAAAGGCCUCGUUCACAUCUCGGAGACGGCUUUGAAUGCCCCAAGUAACACAGGGUUUGGAGGCAUCAUGGUCAGCCAAGAGGUUGUCAUCAGCCAGGACGCAGGCGUGUCACAGAUCGAGCUACAGGAGAUGGGAGUGCGGUCACAAGCUGGCGUGGGCGACAGCGAGCAGCUCACCAUGGCGGACCGCCUUCUUUCCAUCACGACGUCUUUCCGAGACCCUCAUGCCAGGAUGCUGGCAAAAGACCACACUGUUCGGCGGUAG
Paraphaeosphaeria sporulosa is the source of this 2466-nucleotide messenger RNA. RefSeq lists its product as uncharacterized. The coding region runs from base 1 to 2466 and encodes 821 amino acids. The transcript has 4 exons. NCBI's taxonomy places the organism in Eukaryota, Fungi, Ascomycota, Dothideomycetes, Pleosporales, Didymosphaeriaceae. The record is from RefSeq and is a predicted model, not a curated record.